CUAUGAUAUUAUCCAUAGAUAAUAUAUUAUCUAUGCUUAUGAUAAUGACAUAACCUUAGAAAUACGAAUAAUUUGGAAAUAAAAGGAAAAUGGUCCUCAACAGCAAUAGUGAUAAUUCACAAAUUAUUCUUGCAACGGGAGGUUACGAUCAUACAAUAAAAAUAUGGCAAACACAUACAGGUAUUUGCCAGAGAACGAUGCAACAUGCAGAGUCCCAAGUGAAUGCUUUAGAAAUCACCCCCAAUAAGCAGUUACUCGCAGCCACAGGAUAUCAGCGGAUUCGUAUGUACGACUUAACUUCAAAUAACCCCAAUCCUGUUAUUAAUUACGAGGGUUUGUCAAAGAAUGUUACUAGUGUUGGCUUCCAAGAGGAUUGUAAAUGGAUGUUUACUGGCGGAGAAGACUGCAGUGCUCGUAUAUGGGACUAUAGGGCGAAAACACACAGAAACGCAGCAAAAAUAUUUCAAACAUCAGCUCCUGUAACAUCAGUUUGUCUUCAUCCUAACCAAGUGGAACUGUUGGUGGCAGACCAAAGUGGUGUUUUACAUUUGUGGGACUUAAGAACUGACCAUAAUGAACAAUUUAUACCAGACGGUGAAACGAUGANUAUUAUACAAUAUCAAUAA
Molecule: messenger RNA, 626 nt
Organism: Agrilus planipennis (emerald ash borer)
Lineage: Eukaryota; Metazoa; Arthropoda; Insecta; Coleoptera; Buprestidae
Product: target of rapamycin complex subunit lst8-like
Exons: 1
Coding region: 90-626 (178 amino acids)
Biological process (GO): TOR signaling; regulation of actin cytoskeleton organization
Cellular component (GO): TORC1 complex; TORC2 complex
Molecular function (GO): protein binding
Source: RefSeq, a predicted model, not a curated record